GGCUGGCAUUGACGUCGAGGAAACUUUGGCCUUCGGUCGAAUACGUCGUGUGAACUUUGUACCGAGAUGGGAAUAUGAAUAUGAUGCGCGGAGGUCCAGCAGUCUUUGUCAACUAGGCCUUACGUCUGCCCCAAAUUUCCAACCAUGGCUAUCAUUGAGGGAGCCACUACUACUCUGAACGAGAAGGAGAAACUCGAGCAAGUGGAGGGACCCUCCACGCUCGACGUUGUGCAGCCCGAGUCACGACUAUCCAAGUACAUUCCGGGCGGCUACUCAAAGUCACGAUGUCUCAAAUUGCGCGGCAGGCCGAUGAUGUACGCCGUUCUGUUGUUGGCGGGCAUCUCGAUCAUGUUCUUCGGCUAUGAUGCCAGUGUCAUGGCCCAAGUCAACACCAAUGCGGAGUAUCUCGAACUCAUGGGCGCUGCGGGUGGCACGUCCAAAGAUGCUGCCCUAGUCGGCGGUAUCGUCAGCAUCUGGUUUCUCGGCUUCCUCAUCGGUGCGCUCUUUGUGGGCUCAUAUGCCGACAAGAUUGGUCGCCUGAAGACGAUUGAGAUUGGUUGUAUCUGGGGUAUCGUUGGCGCCGUUUUGCAAGCAGCUGCGCAGAAUGUUGGCAUGAUGAUGGUCGCACGAAUCAUUGGGGGAAUUGGUUGCGGCCAUUUGAACACGGUCGUGCCCAUAUGGACGUCGGAAAUCGCCGACCCACACCUGCGUGGCGCGUUUGUUGCAGUCGAGUUUACCCUGGCGUUGACAGGAAGCACGCUGGCAUAUUGGAUGGAGUACGGCUGCACCAAAACUCAGUCAGUCUCAUUCGCCUGGCGCUUCCCGUUGGGAUUUCAAAUCAUCUUUCUACUGUUGAUCCUAGUCAUGGUUCCCUUCUUUCCGGAGAGUCCUCGACAUCUGGCGAAGACAGGCCGCUUGGAUGAGGCCCAGGAAAUCCUGGAGCAAUGUCGCACGCACCCGGACCACGAGGCAAUCCUGCAGGAAAUGGAGGAAAUCAAAGAAGCGAUCCGCUUGGAAGCCAAGUCAGCUGCCUCGACAUAUUACACCAUGCUCUUCAAGAAGGACGAGCUCCAUACUCGCCGCCGCAUCAUGCUGGGAGGCGGCGUCCAGGUUCUGCAGAAGCUGACUGGUAUCGACUUCAUUGCGACAUAUGCUCCAGAGAUGUUUGCUCUCGGAGGAUUUUCUGGCGACAAGCCGGCAUUGCUCGCUGGUGGAAACUUCAUCUCGUACACAGCUAGUCUGGCAUUGGCCAUCUACCUGUGUGACCGUGUCGGGCGACGUCGUUUGAUGCUGUCAGGGUGCACCAUGAUGGCAAUCGUCCUCAUUGUGGGCGGCAUCCUCAGCCAUGAAACCAUGGCAAACAAAGGCAACAGCAAGGCUACUGGCUAUGGCGCCGGUGUGACUGCGAUUCUGUAUAUCUAUACAGCUUUGUACGGAAGCACAUGGCUCACCACCUGCUGGGUUUACCCUACUGAAGUGUUCCCCCUCGCAACUCGUGCAAAGGGAACAGCGUUGGCGACUGUGGCAUUUUCGAUCGCAGGAGGAGUGAUCAACACCAUCAUUCCGUACCUGAUUUCGGCCGUCAAUUUUUGGAUUUUCAUCAUCUUCGCGAUCAUCAAUCUCUUGAUGCUCAUUCCGAUCUAUCUGUUCUAUAUUGAAACCGCAAAUCGUCACUUGGAGGACCUAGAUAUUUUGUUUGCCAGCGACAGUCCGCUGGUUUGGCGAGCGGAGAAGGAGUUUGCAAGACGGAAAGCGCAAAACUCGCAUCUUGAACAUGAGUUGGAGGUCGUGUCCUAGUAGCUGCAAUCGAAGCACGUGGGAACACAACUGUAGACUGCAAGAAUAAAUGAGGCUGUCUUUGCAUUUCAUGAGAGCGUGCUAGAGCACCUGUGAAUGAUCUCGCAGCAGUGGCACCGCAAUGGCUGCGAUAUCUAAGCACCGUGCCAAACCGUUACCCAAGGACUUCGUGGCGGAGUCUCCUAAGUCGUCGUACCACGUGGCUGA
Messenger RNA from Exophiala viscosa, 2004 nucleotides. Its product is annotated as low-affinity glucose transporter HXT3. The record is from RefSeq and is a predicted model, not a curated record. Gene Ontology annotation, cellular component: membrane. The coding region runs from base 145 to 1797 and encodes 550 amino acids. The transcript is spliced from 2 exons. Gene Ontology annotation, biological process: carbohydrate transport; transmembrane transport. Gene Ontology annotation, molecular function: carbohydrate:proton symporter activity. NCBI's taxonomy places the organism in Eukaryota, Fungi, Ascomycota, Eurotiomycetes, Chaetothyriales, Herpotrichiellaceae.